AUGGAGAAUAAAAACAAUGUAACUGAGUUCAUUCUCCUAGGCCUUACACAAAGUCCAGAGCUUCGAAUGAUAUUUUUUGUCAUUUUUUUAAUCAUAUACAUUGCCACAAUUAUAGGUAACAUACUCAUUGUCAUAACCAUGACUGUCAGCCAAACUUUGAAAUCACCCAUGUACUUUUUUCUAACCUUUUUAUCCAUUAUGGAUGCUACCUAUUCUUCAGUCAUUGCUCCAAAAAUGGUUGUGGAUUUACUCUAUGAGAAGACAACCAUUUCUCUGAAAGGCUGUCUGACCCAGCUGUUUGCAGAACACUUUUUUGGUGGUGUUGGAAUCAUCCUCCUUGUGGUCAUGGCUUAUGAUCGCUAUGUUGCCAUCUGUAAACCCCUGCACUACAUGACCAUCAUGAAUCCUCGUGUGUGCCAGCUGCUGGUGGCAGCAGCCUGGAUGGGGGGCUCUGUACACGCUACCAUUCAAUUAAUCUUCAUGGCUCAUCUUCCCUUCUGUGGCCCUAAUGUAAUCGAUCACUUCAUGUGUGAUUUGUUCCCAUUGCUGAAAUUGGCCUGCAUGGACACCCAAGUUCUUGGCCUUUUAGUCAUUGCUAACAGUGGAGUAAUGUGCCUGUCCAUCUUUCUCAUUCUAAUGGUCUCCUAUAUUGUUAUCCUCUCUUCCCUGAAGGGUGGUAGUUCAGAAGGAAGGCGAAAGGCCCUUUCCACCUGCAGCUCUCACUUCACAGUAGUGGUCUUGUUCUUUGCUCCCUGUAUAUUCUUGUAUGUGAGACCAGUAGCCACUUUUCCCAUAGACAAAGCUGUAGCUGUAUGUUUUACUAUGAUUACUCCUAUGUUAAACCCUUUGAUUUAUACCCUUAGGAAUACAGAAGUUAAAAAUGCCAUGAGGAAACUCUGGAUUACAAAAGUGACUUUGCUUUUUAAAUGA
Sarcophilus harrisii (Tasmanian devil) is the source of this 930-nucleotide messenger RNA. RefSeq names its product olfactory receptor 4C6. The transcript has a single exon. Bases 1 to 930 code for a protein of 309 amino acids. Gene Ontology annotation, molecular function: G protein-coupled receptor activity; olfactory receptor activity. Gene Ontology annotation, biological process: G protein-coupled receptor signaling pathway. Gene Ontology annotation, cellular component: membrane. Lineage: Eukaryota; Metazoa; Chordata; Mammalia; Dasyuromorphia; Dasyuridae. The record is from RefSeq and is a predicted model, not a curated record.